Pteropus alecto (black flying fox) is the source of this 1708-nucleotide messenger RNA. It is a transcript of the gene IGSF11, whose product is annotated as immunoglobulin superfamily member 11. The transcript has 7 exons. Gene Ontology annotation, molecular function: ionotropic glutamate receptor binding. Lineage: Eukaryota; Metazoa; Chordata; Mammalia; Chiroptera; Pteropodidae. Bases 25 to 1323 code for a protein of 432 amino acids. Gene Ontology annotation, biological process: homophilic cell-cell adhesion. Gene Ontology annotation, cellular component: cell-cell junction. The record is from RefSeq and is a predicted model, not a curated record.
GGGCGCGCUCCCCGCGGCCCCGGGAUGACUUCUCCGGGCUCCCGUCUGGCGCCUUUGCUGCUCCUCUCUCUGCACGGCGUCGCAGCUUCCCUGGAAGUCUCAGAGAGCCCUGGGAGUAUCCAAGUGGCCCGGGGUCAGACAGCUGUCCUGCCUUGUACUUUCACUACCAGCGCUGCCCUCAUUAACCUCAAUGUCAUUUGGAUGGUCAUUCCUCUCUCCAAUGCCAACCAACCUGAACAGGUCAUUCUGUAUCAGGGUGGACAGAUAUUUGAUGGUGCCCCCCGGUUCCAUGGUCGGGUAGGAUUUACGGGUACCAUGCCAGCCACUAAUGUCUCCAUCUUCAUUAAUAACACUCAGCUGUCAGAUACAGGCACCUACCAGUGUUUGGUUAACAACCUUCCAGAUAGAGGGGGCAGGAACAUUGGGGUCACCGGUCUUACAGUUUUAGUUCCCCCUUCUGCCCCACACUGCCAAAUCCAAGGAUCCCAGGAUAUCGGCAGCGAUGUCAUCCUGCUCUGUAGCUCAGAGGAAGGCAUUCCUCGACCAACUUACCUUUGGGAGAAGUUAGAUAAUACCCUCAAACUACCUCCAACAGCUACUCAGGACCAGGUCCAGGGAACAGUCACCAUCCGGAACAUCAGUGCUCUGUCUUCAGGUUUGUACCAGUGCAUGGCUUCUAAUGCCAUUGGAACCAGCACCUGUCUUUUAGAUCUCCAAGUUAUUUCACCCCAGCCCAGGAACUUUGGACUAAUAGCUGGAGCCAUUGGCACUGGUGCAGUUAUUAUCAUUUUUUGCAUUGCACUAAUUUUAGGGGCAUUCUUUUACUGGAGAAGCAAAAAUAAAGAGGAGGAAGAAGAAGAAAUUCCUAAUGAAAUAAGAGAGGAUGAUCUUCCACCUAAAUGUUCUUCUUCUGCCAAAGCUUUUCAUACCGAGAUAUCCUCCUCAGAGAACAACACACUGACCUCUUCUAAUACCUACAACAGUCGAUACUGGAGCAACAUUCCGAAAGUUCACAGAAACACGGAGUCAUUCAACCACUUCGGCGACUUGCAUCAGUCUUUCUCUGUGCACUCAGGCAAUGUCAACAUACCAUCCAUCUAUGCUAAUGGGAACCAUCUGGUCCCAGCUUCACAUAAGACUCUGGUAGUGACAGCCAACAGAGGGUCAUCACCGCAGGUCAUGUCCAGGAGCAAUGGCUCAGUCAGCACGAAGCCUCGGCCUCAGCACACGCACUCCUACACCAUCAGCCAAGCAAUGCUGGAGCGAAUUGGCGCCGUCCCUGUCAUGGUGCCAGCCCAGAGUCGGGCCGGGUCCCUCGUAUAGGACAUGAGCAAAUACAGUGUUCAGAGAAGAAUCAGUGGAAUGCCCCAUAGAAGGAUGUGGGUGUGGUGGGCGAGUAUUGGGAAAGAAGCACUUUCCUUAUAAUGAUACUAGUAAAAAGCACAAAGAAGAAGACAAAUGCUGUUACCUGGCCACUGGGAUUUGUGAAAUGAACUGGAAUGUUCUGUCAUGAAGACUUUGUUUCCCCACCACACAUGUCCCAGGAUUCUAUUCAAUAAGCUGUAUCUCAAAGAUGUGCCAAGCCAAGGAAAAAGAUAUGAGCAGAAUAGCACUUAAAACGAAAACUGCAGUCCAGAUGGGUUUGUUCUUUAAUUCAUGCCUAACUUAAUAAUUUUUCAAGUGACUAAAGUGCCAGAUGGAGUUUAAA